Messenger RNA from Lodderomyces parapsilosis, 957 nucleotides. RefSeq names its product hexaprenyldihydroxybenzoate methyltransferase (gene COQ3). The record is from RefSeq and is a predicted model, not a curated record. Bases 1 to 957 code for a protein of 318 amino acids. Gene Ontology annotation, biological process: ubiquinone biosynthetic process. Gene Ontology annotation, molecular function: 2-methoxy-6-polyprenyl-1,4-benzoquinol methyltransferase activity. Lineage: Eukaryota; Fungi; Ascomycota; Pichiomycetes; Serinales; Debaryomycetaceae. The transcript has a single exon.
AUGAGUGGUAGAAGAUGUGGAGCUGCCAUAAGCAGGUGGCAACCAGUGAGAUACCUUUCCAAAAGUUAUCCGCAUUUCAACAAUGCUCCUAGGUACACUUCAUCUUCCCCAUCAGAAAUGUCACACUUUAAUGCCCUUGCUUCAUCGUGGUGGGACGUAAAUGGGCCUCAACGUAUAUUGCACAAGAUGAAUUUGUUACGAAUGGACUUUAUAUAUGAUACAAUUCUGCAGCAUACAAAGCUCAACGCGAAUGUCAAAUCUCCAGAUGAUGAGAUUUAUAUUCCCCCUUACAAUGUCAAUUUGUUGCCAGCACCAGUAAGGGAGAGAAUACAACUCGAUCAAGAGGAGAGGAAGGGAGAGAUAUUAGAGGCAAGCAAGCUCAAGGUCUUAGAUGUAGGAUGCGGAGGUGGUAUUCUUUCGGAGUCAAUGGCUAGAUCCCCAUUUGUGUCUAGUGUUAAAGGGAUAGACUUAUCAGCUGAUGUGUUGGAAGCAGCAAAAAUACAUAAAGCCAAGGACCCAAUGUUGGAAGACAAGUUGCAAUACGAAUUGUCGGCCAUUGAGGAUAUACUAAAGGAUGAAAUGUUUGAUAUUGUCACCAUGUUUGAAGUAUUGGAACAUGUGGAUUACCCAUCACGAGUGCUUCUUGAAGGUUUGGAGAGGUUGAAAGUAGGCGGAUGGUUAUUUCUUUCAACGAUAAACAGAGACCCAGUCAGUUGGUUCACAACAAUAUUGAUGGGUGAGCAUAUAUUAAGGAUUGUACCGGUUGGAACCCAUACGUUGGAAAAAUACAUCAAUCAAUAUGAAAUCAAAGAGUGGGUCGAAGAGGAUGCCGAUAGAAGAGACAAAUAUAAAGUAGUGGAUACUAGAGGGUGUGUGUACAUCCCCGCUUAUGGGUGGGAGUUCACAUCGUGUCCAGAUAUCGGUAAUUACUUCAUGGCUAUACAACGAAAAUUCUAA